This is a messenger RNA of Miniopterus natalensis, 702 nucleotides long. It is a transcript of the gene SEBOX, whose product is annotated as SEBOX homeobox. The record is from RefSeq and is a predicted model, not a curated record. NCBI's taxonomy places the organism in Eukaryota, Metazoa, Chordata, Mammalia, Chiroptera, Miniopteridae. Gene Ontology annotation, molecular function: DNA binding.
AUGAUAAACCUCUCCCCUCCUGGAGGCGGGGCCGCUAGCUCUCUGAGCAGGAUAAAACCCCUAACGGAGGAGUCCCGUGUGGGCACAGCCUCAGCAUGGCCCUCUGGCUCCUCACUCUCUGCCAGCUCCAUGGCUAACCCUGCGGAUGCAUCGCCAACAGGCUAUGCCAGUGGGCUGGGUCCCCACCGGAGAAAGCGGACCACCUUCAGCAGAGGGCAGCUGUUGGAGUUGGAGCGGGUGUUUGCGGCAUGGCCCUACCCUGACAUUGGCACCCGUGAGCAUCUGGCCCAGGUCACCUGCCUUCCUGAGGCUAAGAUACAGGUGUGGUUCCAGAACCGGCGGGCCAAGAGAAUCAAGAACAGGAAGCCAGGAGGCCUAAGCCCCAGGCCUGAGCCCCCCCAGAGACCCUGUUCUCUUCCAGAUACCCUCCAGCAGCCUCAGGAGCCCCAAAUACUAGGCCAACUUCCACUCUCCAACAGCACACCUCAGUGCACCUCAGGGUGUCAACAUGCCUCCUGUCCAGCUCCUGACUUGGGUCCAGGGCAGGGCCAGGUGGGGGCUAAAGCUGUAGCUCCAUGGGGGUCAGCUGGGGCUUCAGGGGUCCACCUUUCUUCAGAGCAAGUUACUUCUCAGACCUCACUGGGCAGCCUGUCUGACCUUAUCUAUACCUCAGCCAUUGUCACCAACCUGGGCCACUCCUAA